AUGACGAAGGAAAGUAUUGUAUCGAUGCUAGGGAUGAGAGGAACUGCAGGAUACAUUGCACCAGAAGUGUUUAAUCGGAACUUUGGAGGAGUAUCUCAUAAGUCUGAUGUUUAUAGCUAUGGGAUGCUAGUUCUUGAAAUGGUGGGUGCAAGAAAGAAUUUGGAUUCAGAAGGGUCUCAUACCAGUGAAAUGUUUCCACAUUACAUAUAUAAAGAUCUAGAGCUGGAGAAUGAGAUUAUAUGUGGGGAAAUAACAGAGGACGAGAGCAAAAUAGCAAGAAAGAUGAUAUUGGUAAGUCUUGGGUGCAUUCAGACCCGUCCAUCUGAUCGACCAUCAAUGAGCAAAGUGGUAGAGAUGUUGGAAGGACCUCUUCAUUCCUUGCCAAUUCCACCAAAGCCUCUCUUAUUUUCUGAAGAAGCAUCUGCAUCCAUGUCCCAACCAUCUGAAACUGGCUAA
Messenger RNA from Rosa rugosa (rugosa rose), 456 nucleotides. Its product is annotated as PR5-like receptor kinase. Gene Ontology annotation, molecular function: ATP binding; protein kinase activity. Gene Ontology annotation, biological process: protein phosphorylation. The record is from RefSeq and is a predicted model, not a curated record. Bases 1 to 456 code for a protein of 151 amino acids. Lineage: Eukaryota; Viridiplantae; Streptophyta; Magnoliopsida; Rosales; Rosaceae. The transcript has a single exon.